AUGUUCACAGAGGGGAACAAUGAUCAUUCAUCUCCUCCUACCUAUCGAUUGCCCAAUACAACUCCUAAUCUACAGGUACGAUCGCAUCGAUCCUACACUGUGAAUGAAGAUGGAGAAGAACAAGACCCAAUUUUCACCAACACUAAUUAUUCAUCAACACAAGUUCCUCCCUUGUUGAUGAAUUAUCCAUCAUCAUCAUUUUCUGCAACCACUCUUUCUCAUAACAACAACAAUUUGGAUUCUCAUACAUUUGAUCAUUUUACACCCAUUCCGAUGGAUCUCAAUACAUCAUCAUCUACAAUGGGUGGCACAAUUCAUAGAAAAUUUGAAUCUACUUCCAAUAAUGGCGAUGCUGAUGAUACAAAACAUAAAUAUGCUUUUAGAAAAAAGAGGUCCAAUUCCAUUGCGUCUGCAGUGUUUGGAACAUGUUGUGGAUCCACCAAGAGAAUUCUUGUCACAUUUAUGAUUUUAUUGAGCAUUGUGAUGGUCUUUUAUAUUGUGAUCUAUAAAAGAAAGCUAAGUUUACAACAAGCAAGAAUAGCGAAUGCAAUGAAUAAUCCAUCCUCUCAACAACCAACAGUUCAGACAGGUUCAAAUAUUAUGGGAACCAAAGUAGAAAAGAAAUCACAAGAUGCUUCCCAAUUAGGUGAUGAUAGUGUGAAAAAUAAGUCAACCAAGAAGAAGAAUCGAAGUGGUGACGAAGAGGAAGUUGAUUUAGAUGAAUUGUUAGGAAUUAAAAAGAAGACGAAGAAAAUCUCCUCAUCCGAUCAUGUAAAGAAAUCAAAACCUUCCUCUAAAAACAAGUUGUCUCAAAAAAAGAAGAAACUCUCCAAGAAACCUGUCAUUAAUAUUCCACACAAGAGAAGAGUCGUGAAACAACCCAAAAAACCAUUCAAAAAACCUCUCAAUCCAGAAGUGAAAAAAGAAAAAGAACAAGAAAAAAUCAUCAAACAAGCUCAAGAAAAAGCUAUUGAUUUGAGUGCACCAAAAUCCAAACAUGAUGACAUUAUUGAGAAGUAUUUGAAAAUGAUUGAUGAAGAAGAUAUUUCAAAUGAGAAGAAGAAGAAGAACACAAAGGCAAUGAAUGCAAGUAAGGAUCCGUCAUCCACCACUUCAACUCCUCCACUCAUAAAGCAAGUUGCUCCUGUCAAUAACAAGAAGAAGAAUAAGGAUCAGAAUGAUAUUGAACAAUUGAAAAAUCAUCCAUUAUUCAAACAAGAUCCACAACCAUUCAUUCCUAAAAUUGUUGAAGACUUCAAUCAGCCAAUCAAGAAAGAAUCCAAAUCAAACAGCAACAAACAAGAAAGUGUCAACCAAGAAGAAAAACCAACUCAAAAUGUUGCCACCACUACCACCACUUCUACCACAGAGAAUAACGAUAACACUCGUGCAACCACAUCAAGUGCCACCACUGUCUCAACAACACUCUCAUCGCCUGAUGCAUCAACAACAACAGGUACUACCACCACCACUACUACUCAAAAAGAAGAGACUACCUCUCAAGGUGACGAUUCAAAGAAGGAUAAAUCAAAGAGUGAACAAGUUGCACCUGAAAAAGUAGAACAUGACAAAUUUCAUGACGAUAAUCUGGUCCAAGUGAAAGAUAAUAAGGAUUCCAAGCAGCAGCAACAACAAGCUGAAAAGAAAUCUCAAGAAGCAUCUCCUGUCACAAAGAAGAAAAAGAAGGUCGAAACAAAACCAAAAAAGAAACUCUCCAAAAAACCAAUUCCAAAGAAGAAGAAUAUUUUGAGAAGAAAACAAAAGAAGAGAAAUGUACCCAAGAAAAAACCAAUCAAGAAGAAGAAAUUCAAAAAGAUUGUGAAAAAGAAACCAAACAAGUUGAAAAAAAAGCCAAAACGAAAAGUUAAGAAAGAAAUUCCAAAGAAAAGAAAGAGCAAGGCACAAAAAGGAAACAUCCUAAGCAAGCGACAAAAUACCAAGGAUGACGAUCUAUCCAAUCAUCCAUUAUUUAAGGAAGAACCACAAACAUAUACUCCACCAACAGAAGAAACUGCAGACUUAUCAAAUAAGAAGCCUAACAAUGUUGAUGAAAACUUGUCCUCACAUCCACUGUUUAAAGAACCUCCACAGAAAAUGGUAGAUCAGUCUGAUAAGAAGAAUGACGCAACUCAAAAAGACACAGAGCAAGUUUCAAAGUCAAUGACGUCAGACAAAAAUAAUAAGGGUGCAACAGAAAAGGAAUCAAAGGAUACUGGUGCAAGCAAGCGACAAAAUACCAAGGAUGACGAUCUAUCCAAUCAUCCUUUAUUUAAGGAAGAACCUCAAGCCUUCACCCCAAGCAAAAAUGAUGAAAAACAAGAAAUUGCUUCUAAAAAGAAAGACGAAAAAAAGUCAUCAUCGCCUACCAUCCCAAAGGUGCUUUCAGAGAAAAACAUUAAGGAAUAUUUGCAAAAGUACAAAGCAUAUCAUGGCUCCUUGUCAGGAAUCGAAAAGACAAUGAACAGGAAACAAGCGAAAAAGAUUAUUGAUUACAUCGACAAGCAUCAUAAUUAUGAUUAA
This is a messenger RNA of Naegleria fowleri, 2520 nucleotides long. RefSeq lists its product as uncharacterized. The transcript has a single exon. The record is from RefSeq and is a predicted model, not a curated record. The coding region runs from base 1 to 2520 and encodes 839 amino acids. Lineage: Eukaryota; Heterolobosea; Eutetramitea; Acrasida; Naegleriidae.